Messenger RNA from Saccoglossus kowalevskii, 838 nucleotides. RefSeq names its product fibropellin-1-like. NCBI's taxonomy places the organism in Eukaryota, Metazoa, Hemichordata, Enteropneusta, Harrimaniidae. The record is from RefSeq and is a predicted model, not a curated record.
AUGGGUGGCACAUGUAUGUCCGUGUUGUUCAGUAACGUACUUUAUAUUUGUGAAAUGUAUGACCGUGCUACAGAAGACAUCUUCUCUAACAACACUCUGAACAGGGGAUGGAUUGCUAUGAAUAAACCGCAGACAUGGAAAACGCAUUUAUCCAGAGAUGCCUGUGCAAGUAACCCUUGUAAUAGCAAUGGAUGGUGCGUUGCCGUGAAGGAAGACAAUUACAGAUGUACAUGCAGACUUAAAAGUGGAUACACGGGACAGAAUUGUAAUGUUCUGGUUGUAGUAGAAACAUAUGUAGAUUCUUGGUGUGAAUGGACGACUUGGACCGACUGUAGCAGUACAGUGGCUAUUGGAUAUCGUGAACGGAGUCGACACUGCAUUCGUGGGUACGAUGAUGCAACUGUGGAAACUGAUGGUUGUCAAGGACUGCCAGUCGAGUUUGAAAAAUGUUAUCCAGCUGAAGCUUGGUCUUUGGAAAUGUUUGUACCAAUCACCGGAUCUGGGAGUGUAGUGAAUUGCCAGGGCAGUGAACUGUCUCUUAGCGAAUGUGAAACAACUGUGAAAUGGAUGACGUACACUAGAUAUGCUGGAGUGGCGUGUGAUUUCAUCGAUAUAAAUGAGUGCGCAUCAAAUCCGUGUUUAAAUAACGGCACGUGUGUUGAUGGUGUAGACAGUUAUGUAUGUAAUUGUGUUGUUGGAUAUUCUGGUGAUAACUGCCAAACUGAUAUAAAUGAAUGUGCAUCAAAUCCAUGUCUAAAUAACGGUACGUGUGUUGAUGGUGUAAACAGUUAUGUAUGUAAUUGUGUUGAUGGAUAUUCUGGUGAUAACUGCCAGACUG